UUUUUCUUAAGCCACCUUAAUCAUUUAAAAAAAACUUAGAAAGUUUAAAUCAACUCCGAGAUACUUCAAAUUUGCCAUAGAAAAAGUGGAAGAUGCUAUUGCUAAACUUAAUUUUAAUACAUGUUGUGUUGAUAUCAAUAAUACUGAUAGACAAUAUUCAAGGAAGUAUUGAUAAUCUUUGUAAUUUCGACAUUCUGUUAGUAAAAGGAAAACUUAUUGGCCUGCUACCUAAACUAGAUAAGGAGUUUUUGGUUUCCUUUGAUGUCUACCCAAAGAAGUUUGUUGCUGGUUAUCACAGUGUUAUUCAUUUAACUAUUGGUUCUAAUUAUGGUCAAUAUGGUGAUCGUGUUCCAGGUAUCUGGUUUAAUGACAAGGGAGAUGGUAGUAUUUACAUUUCAGCACCAAUUAGUGGUAAUAUUAAUAAAUUUUUCAUCACAAAUCCAAUCAAAUUAAAUAAUUGGUCUAAUGUUAAAGUUAGUCAAAUUUUGAAAAACUUUGAUUAUGUAUACACAAUUAGAUUAAAUGGAGAAGUUGUCUUUACUUAUAUUAAUAACAAUGUUCAAAGUUUUGAUAAUGUAAAAGUAUAUGCAUCUGAUCCUUGGCAUGAUGUUCAAGAUGGUUUAAUAAGGAAUUUGUUUAUUAUCACUGGUAUUUCAAGUAAUGGUCUGCAACCAAUAGUUGUUCUACCUACAGAUAUUGAUAAAUGUGCAAACUUGACUGAUUACUGUAACUGGGCAAACAGUGAUUGUCUGAACACUAAUGGAAGUUAUUAUUUUACUUGCAAGUGUGUUGCAUAUUAUUUUAUAUACUGUAACUGGGCAAUCAGUGAUUGUUUGAACACCAACGGAAGUUACUAUUUUACUUGCAUGUCUGGAUGGAGGUUGAAAAAUAACAGCUGUGUUGAUAUUGAUGAAUGCGCAAACUUGACUGAUCACUGUAACUGGGCAAACAGUGAUUGUGUGAACACUAAUGGAAGUUACUAUUGCACUUGCAAGUCUGGGUGGAGAUUGAAUAACAACAGUUGUGUUGAUGUCAAUGAAUGCAAUGAGUUGCCUAAAUAUUGCAACUUGACUAACAGUGAUUGUGUGAACACUAAUGGAAGUUACAAUUGUACUUGCAAGUCUGGGUGGAUAUUGGAAAACAACAGUUGUGUUGAUGUCAAUGAAUGCAAUGAGUUAGAUAAAUAUUGCAACUUGACUAACAGAGAUUGUGUGAACACUAAUGGAAGUUACAAUUGUAUUUGCAAGUCUGGGUGGAUAAUGAAAAAUAACAGUUGUGUUGAUGUCAAUGAAUGCAAUGAGUUGGAUGAAUAUUUCAACUUGACUAACAGUGAUUGUGUGAACACUAAUGGAAGUUACAAUUGUACUUGCAAGUCUGGCUGGAUAUUGGAAAACAACAAUUGUGUUGGUUCUUUGUUACAAUGGAGCAACUGGUCAAGUUGCAAUACAUCAAAUGGUUAUGGAUUUACUAACAGAACAAGAUACUUAGCUGAUAAAUGCUAUACAGAACAAAAGGAAUGUUAUGUAUAUAAAGCUCCAUUGUGGAAUGUUUUUAACACAGUUUCUAUGGAAGUAAAUUUGACUUUACUAAACUUACAAAUUUAUCCAACAUUCAUAAAACCAUCAAAUGUUAGCUUAGAGUUUGAAUAUUUUUUGCCACCAUUUUUUACCUUUAUAUCUGAUAGUGUUAUUCAACGCUUUGUUAAGACUCAAGCCAAUCGACUAAGGUAUUCAUUCAAUGGAAAUUUCACCUAUUUGGAUUCAUUUAAUUACAAUUUUACUGCAACUUAUAACAACUCGUUGUGUCCAAUCUCUGGUGUAUUUAUGUUAAAAAUUCCGUUGAUGUUGUCACUCCAAGUUGAAACUGAAAAAUGUGAGAGAAUAGUUAGAACAUUUCAAAAGCAAGUUGAAUGUUUUGACAAUCCAAAAAUACCAGUCAGUUCAAAUCAAGAAUUUCUUAAAGAAAGCUAUGGGCGAGGAAUAUAUUGGGAUGAAUAUAACAGUCAUAUAUAUGUAUGUAUGAGUCAACAUCAUCCCAGUACAAAAUCUGUAUGUUAUUUCUCUGAUGAUGAAGGAUAUUUAUGGACAGCUAUGGAUGUUCAGGUUGGCUUCGUUCUCGGUCGUCACUCGGUAACAAAAGAACUUUAUGCGGUUCAUCGAAAUAGAAAAAUGUAUUUAAUGUUUCAUAAUUAUUACAAGAAAUGGUUGGCAAUAACAAAUCAGCAGUUUUUAGACAACGCUUUCAACCAACUCAAUUCAACUUUUGUAAAAAAUUUAGAAGGCGAUAAUGAACAAAUUUAUACUCUUGGGCCAUAUCAAUGGUUAGGAAACGCCGAAGGACUUUUUUUCCGAAAGCUGAAAAACGAUUCAUGGAUACAAAGAGUAAAGUGGAUACUCUGAAUAAUUUUUUAUUAAAAUUCUACUGAAGUUUGUAUUUAAAAAGAUGUAUUUAAAAAAGAUUAUCUAAAAGCGGUAACCUUUGCAUUCCUGACAUUUACUUUAUUACCGUUUUGUUAUGACCCCGUUGCGUAAGAUUAUGGAAAUUCAUAUUCGUAACGAAAAUAUUUUUGAAUUGAUUUGUAUUGAUAAUAAUAAAUGAUGUACAAUUUACUAAA
Molecule: messenger RNA, 2614 nt
Organism: Hydra vulgaris (swiftwater hydra)
Lineage: Eukaryota; Metazoa; Cnidaria; Hydrozoa; Anthoathecata; Hydridae
Molecular function (GO): calcium ion binding
Source: RefSeq, a predicted model, not a curated record